CUGAAAGAUGUGAUCAAAUACAUUUACUUCCCAACUAUCUCGGAAGCUCUGGGUGGUGUGACAGAGAGCAGCAAUCGUCAUUUGGGAACGAUUUCAUUGGCGCUGGACUUUACAUACCCCAAAACAGAUAGUGAAUGCUCGUUUUUGAUUGGUUUAAAUGGACUCAAAGCUCCUGUUAGAGUCAAAAUAUCGCGGGUGAACCGAUUUCUCAACAAACAGAACAACAAGGAUGUAGGCGGCUGGAUACGUAAGUGA
Messenger RNA from Sphaeroforma arctica JP610, 255 nucleotides. RefSeq lists its product as hypothetical. The record is from RefSeq and is a predicted model, not a curated record. Lineage: Eukaryota; Ichthyosporea; Ichthyophonida. The transcript has a single exon.